GAGGGUUUGCCGUUGACGUCUUCAUUUUAUCUUUCAUCCUUUUCCAUCGUAGGCAUCAACUGAGCCUUCAAACAGACGCUUCUCAGCCUUUAUUCUGCCUUAGGGUUCUUUUUCCAGUCUUAUCAUGUCCAUCGUCUUUGUGAAAACAUUCUUUCUGCCGACACUCUCCAUACCCUAGUAUUGAGAUAUCCUCGUCUCCACUGAUCAUUGUGAGCCUUAUCCGUAACAAUACUUGAUUAUCGGCCUCGUCAUCUAUCUAUACGAUCUCUGAAUCAAUCCUUAUCUCUCUUCUAUCUCGCCUUCUACGAAUCUCUCAACAUGCCUGACCUACGCCGUCAGAUCUUUGAGAGCGGCAAGACCAUGUCCCGCAAGGCCGCGUCUCGCGAAGGCUCUCGCCGUCCCUCUCGAGCAGCCUCUGCACAAAGCUCGAAACAGUCGUCUCGCAACCCGAGCAGACAUCCAUCCGAUGAAGAAGAUGAAGGUAAUCUCAGCGACGACACUGCAUAUAGCCUCGGUUCCCUGGAUGACGUGGGUGACAUUCCAGAUGCUGAUACAAACGCCAACUGGCCCGAAGAGCUUGAGGAUGUCGUUGAAGAUAUCCUGGAUCGCAAACGUAGCAGCGUCCUGGCCCGAGAAGAAGCCUAUGCUGCCUUUUGCCGUCUCGCCAAAUCUCAUUACAUCGAGGAUCGUAUCCGCACUCGUGUCAUUGACCUUGUGAGCGCUUUUGCCAAGAGUAUCAAAUUUGAAAGCAGCGUGCGAGAGACAACCCUGGCGCUUCGCGCAUUGAGUCUUCUUACCAUCACCACCUUUGACAACACCAUCUACGAAAAUGUAGAGCCGCUGCUGACCCGCUCGAUCCGUGACUCGAUCUCUCCUGUGAUCAAAGCUGCCGCAAUCCAUUGCCUGGGGGUAUGCACCAGCUUUGGUGGUGCUGGCGAAGACAGCAUUCUCGACCAGAUGACCUUUUUCCUGGACAUCGCUGCCUCCGAUGGCCAUUCAAUCGAUGCGGCUGACGAUGCGGCCACUGUCACGGCCGCUCUGCAGGAAUGGGGCUACCUCGCGACAGAAAUCGAGGACUUGGAGGCUGAAAGCGAAGAGGCGGUCCAGAUUUUCAUGGAUCAGCUUAAUAGCAAUGAUCCGGCUCGGCAGAUUGCCGCUGGCGAGAACAUCGCCCUGCUGUACGAAAAGAGCUACACACCGCAAGAGGACGACGACGACCAAGACGAGGAAGUUGAAUCCGAGGAAGAGGAGUUUAUGGGUGCCGGGGACCGGGAUGGGCCAAAGCUCGUUAAACGCUACAAUGCGUACCAUAACACCCACGAGUUGGAACAGCAACUCCAGUCCUUGGCCACCGUGCACAACAAGCACAUCAGCAAGCGAGACAAGAAGAACCUGCACAGCAAUUUCGCCUCCAUCUUGACGACCGUGGAGAAUCCCCGACGCGGCCCCAUGUACAACAAAGCGAUCGACCAAGAUUCGAAUCGACAGUACGGGAGCAAAGUCCGCGUGAAGAUUGGAAGGGAAGGGGUCAUGAGCAUUGACCGUUGGUGGAAGUGGAUUCGACUCAACUCUCUCCGACGAGUGCUUCAGGGAGGAUUCGCAGUACACUACUUCGAGGGCAACCGCGCCGUCCUGGACAGUCUGCCGCUGAUGGUGCGCGCGCCACCGUCCGAUCGUGCGAGCGCAAGGAAAUCGACAAAGCCCCGAAAUAAUCACCGAUGGGCUGUCCAUGAUCAAUCAGACGAGGAUUAAAUUACGCGAAUCUUCCGAACAAAUUUUUGUCCACAGAUGUGAGAUUGCCGCAAUAUAUCCGACCAGCAGCUCUGGGAUUUCAGCUGUAUAUACGCUCAAGCGAAUGAUGUGACACCGACAAUGAUCCGAUACCGACGACUAGAAACGAAAUGGACACGAUAUGUUUUUCGCAGUCUUUGAAACUAUCUUUGCUUGAAUGAAACUAUCUUUGCCUUCCAC
Molecule: messenger RNA, 1971 nt
Organism: Aspergillus novofumigatus IBT 16806
Lineage: Eukaryota; Fungi; Ascomycota; Eurotiomycetes; Eurotiales; Aspergillaceae
Product: IFRD domain-containing protein
Exons: 2
Coding region: 319-1752 (477 amino acids)
Source: RefSeq, a predicted model, not a curated record